Zingiber officinale is the source of this 1832-nucleotide messenger RNA. Its product is annotated as cytokinin dehydrogenase 11-like. The coding region runs from base 67 to 1683 and encodes 538 amino acids. Lineage: Eukaryota; Viridiplantae; Streptophyta; Magnoliopsida; Zingiberales; Zingiberaceae. Gene Ontology annotation, biological process: cytokinin metabolic process. Gene Ontology annotation, molecular function: FAD binding; cytokinin dehydrogenase activity. The transcript has 4 exons. The record is from RefSeq and is a predicted model, not a curated record.
GUUGCUCAUUCCCAAAAGAGCAAAGAAACAAUUUCCAUUACAACUGCAGACACGAUUUUGGCCACGAUGAUGAUAGCUUAUCUGGAUCACCACCCCCACCAGCAGUACGGGCUCGUGUCCGCCGGCGAAAGCACCUCCGACGAGACGAUCCUUUGCGCGAUUGACGUUGACGACGCAGGAGACGUCUCCGUAGCCUCUCGAGACUUCGGCGGCGGGGUCUUUUCUCGGCCGGCGAGGUUUCUUCGCCCGUCCACCGCCGACGACGUCGCCCGCGCCCUCCACCUCGCGGGGCGCUCUGCCGGUCUCACCGUCGCAGCCCGCGGAAACGGACACUGCGUCGGAGGGCAGGCCAUGGCAGCAGGGGGGAUCGUCCUUGAUAUGCGCGGGCUCGGCCCGCAGAUGUCCCUGGCCCUUGAUGGCGCCGCCGUCGACGUUCCCGGCGGCGUGCUCUGGUCGGAGGUGCUGGAGUGGACGGUCAGCAACAAAGGGAUGGCUCCGCCGUCGUGGACGGACUACCUAGGCCUCACCGUCGGCGGGACGCUCUCUAAUGGCGGUGUCAGCGGGCAGUGCUUCCGCUACGGGCCGCAGGUUGCCAACGUGGUGGAGAUGGAAGUGGUGACGCCCGAUGGAAUGCGCCGCCUCUGCUCCCCCUCCUCCAACUCCGACCUCUUCUUCGCCGUCCUCGGCGGCCUCGGCCAGUUCGGCAUCAUCACCCGCGCUCGGCUCCCGCUCCUCGCCGCCCCUAAAAUGGUGAGGUGGAGACGGGUGGUGUACACGGACUUUGAGAUUUUCGCCGGCGACGCCGAGUCGCUUGUGACUCAAGCCGACUCGUCGACCUUGGAUUACGUGGAGGGGUUUGUGUUCGUGAACGACGUGUCGGAUCCGGUGAGCGGAUGGAACUCGGUGCCGAUUCUUCCCGACUCGGCCUUCGACCCGUCCGAGUUUCUGGCCGACUCCUCCGGCCCCGUCCUCUACUGCCUCGAGCUCGCUCUCUACUACGACGACCGCGCAGCUGACCACGUUGACGAGCGGGAGGAGGAGACGCUGCGGCGGUUGCGUUACAUGAAGGGGGCGGAGUUCUCGGCGGACGUGGGCUACGUGGAGUUCCUGUCGCGGGUGGCGAAGGUGGAGGCGAAGGCGCGCGCUGGCGGGACGUGGGAAACGCCGCACCCCUGGCUGAACCUAUUCAUCUCCGCCGGUGAUAUCGUCGAUUUCGAUCGCCAUGUGUUCCAGUGCAUCCUCCGCCGGGGAAUAGGCGGGCCGAUGCUCGUCUACCCCAUGCGGCGGAGUGGGUGGGACGAUCGGAUGUCGGUGGCGCUGCCGAGGAGCGAGGUGUUCUACCUGGUGGCACUGCUGCGGUUCAUCGCGCCCGGACCAGGGGAGGCGGGGGAGGCUGCGAAGGCGGCGGAGGAGCAGAACCGGCAGAUCCUGCGACACUGCCGGAGUAAGGGAUACGACUUCAAAGUAUACAUCCCUCGAUACGAUAACGAGGCCGAUUGGGCGGCGCACUUCGGCGGAGGCUGGGGCAGCUUCGUGCAGCGGAAGCGGCGGUACGACCCGAUGGCCGUCCUCGCCCCGGGGCAGAACAUCUUCUCCCGGGCCCGCCCGCCCGCCCUUGCCGUCGCCCCGGCCACUGAAAGCAUUGCGCCGCCGCCGGCGACCGUCGACGAUAGGGAUGACUGAUGGUUUGAUCGAAGGAACCCAAAAAAAUUUGUAUUUUCAUUCCAAUUGUUUCAAAACUAUUCCAUUCUGUCCCUAUUUUUUGAGCUAAUGUACAAAUGCAUUUGCUUCAGUGAACAUUUAAGUUUACUCCGCACGCAGCUUAUUCUUAU